AUGCUCACUGCCACUUUUACCGUUCUUGCCGUCCACCUGCUCCUCGCUGCUGGGAUCCAGGGCAAAGUAACUAUGCGCCUUUACCAAGAUAAUAACUGCGAGACGCUUGUGCCUGGUACUGGAAAUACUAGUGUCGAGGCUAAUAGCUGCGACACUAAUGUCCGAACCGGAUGGUCUUCGGCCAAGAUCAUCAAGGGUAACUACGGCACUGUGACAUUCUACAGCCACAAUAACUGCGCUCCAAGCCAACCAAACCACGGAUACGAAGCUGUUAGCUCCGACUGCCUGAAAGACUUUGGCUUCGUAGCCAAUGCCGUUGGCUUUCUUGCCCAAUAUUCCAGGGUUUCCGGACAAUCAGGUAUGGAGAGGCUGUUUUACCUAAACAAAGUACAUAUUGCUGACUAA
Xylaria bambusicola is the source of this 405-nucleotide messenger RNA. RefSeq lists its product as uncharacterized. The transcript has a single exon. The record is from RefSeq and is a predicted model, not a curated record. NCBI's taxonomy places the organism in Eukaryota, Fungi, Ascomycota, Sordariomycetes, Xylariales, Xylariaceae. Bases 1 to 405 code for a protein of 134 amino acids.